This is a messenger RNA of Aspergillus fischeri NRRL 181, 417 nucleotides long. RefSeq names its product cornichon family protein. The coding region runs from base 1 to 417 and encodes 138 amino acids. Gene Ontology annotation, biological process: endoplasmic reticulum to Golgi vesicle-mediated transport. Gene Ontology annotation, cellular component: COPII-coated ER to Golgi transport vesicle; endoplasmic reticulum membrane. Lineage: Eukaryota; Fungi; Ascomycota; Eurotiomycetes; Eurotiales; Aspergillaceae. The record is from RefSeq and is a predicted model, not a curated record. The transcript is spliced from 4 exons.
AUGUCCGGUGAAGCGUGGCUCUACCUGUUGGCGGUGCUCAUCAACGCCGUCAACCUGUUCCUGCAGGUCUUCUUUACUAUCAUGUACAGCGAUUUGGAAUGUGACUACAUCAACCCCAUUGACCUCUGCAACCGUCUUAACGCCUACAUCAUCCCCGAAGCCGCUGUCCACGCCUUCCUCACUAUCUUGUUCCUGAUCAACGGCUACUGGCUCGCGCUCAUUCUCAACCUGCCUCUGUUGGCGUUCAAUGCCAAGAAGAUCCUUGACAACCAGCACCUUCUGGAUGCGACUGAGAUCUUCCGCAAGCUGAACGUCCACAAGAAGGAAUCCUUCAUCAAGCUGGGCUUCCACCUCUUGAUGUUCUUCUUCUACCUCUACAGCAUGAUUGUUGCUUUGAUUCGCGACGAAUCCCACUGA